AUCAAUCACACCCAACUCCAUCAUAAUCCAAACAAAAUCCAAUCUGCAUCCAAACAUGGCCACUGACAAUCAGUUCACGGCUGAGGUGGAAAGGAUCUUUAAGCGAUUCGAUGCCAACGGUGACGGCAAGAUCUCAUCAUCAGAGCUCGGAGACGUCCUCCGCAACCUUGGAUCAGUGUCCGCCGAUGAGAUCCAACGGAUGAUGGCCGAGAUCGACACGGACGGUGAUGGAUUCAUCGAUUUCAACGAGUUCACUUCCUUCUACCUUGCAAACACUGGACUCAUGAAGGAUGUAUCCAAAAUAUUCUAAGUCUUGCUUCUUCUUUUUUUUGACAUUAUUAUCCAUCCGGCUUUCUUUUAAUGCCGUGUUUUUUUAAGG
Molecule: messenger RNA, 379 nt
Organism: Magnolia sinica
Lineage: Eukaryota; Viridiplantae; Streptophyta; Magnoliopsida; Magnoliales; Magnoliaceae
Product: polcalcin Phl p 7-like
Exons: 1
Coding region: 56-310 (84 amino acids)
Molecular function (GO): calcium ion binding
Source: RefSeq, a predicted model, not a curated record